UACAUCGUGUCUCACCAAUGCAUGAUUGAAGAACAUGACUAAAAUAUACAAUUUUGUUUUGAAUUUCUACAUAAACAACGUUCAUAUUCCUAGCCUCUGGCUCAAUUCCAUGAUCCAACAACGUGCUUCUUGAACAAGCACACAUUGCGUCUUACCAGUAUCGACACUGGAACAGCAGUUCUCAUGGCAGCUUUUCAGACCACUCCAUGGAGGUUGAUUUCUGGGAUCUUAGCAGUAACGUGCCUUGUGUUGAUGGCUACUUUGGGGAUAUUGUUGAAAAAUUCAUUUCGUAAACAAAAUAUUCGGCCAACGUCAUCAACAGAAGGAACCACAGAAAUUCAGGAAGGCUCUCACUGCUGUUCUUGUCAAGAAAAGUGGAUUAGGUACCGAUGCAACUGUUACUUCAUUUCUAAUAAAAUAAAAACUUGGAACGAAAGCAGGAAUUUCUGUGCCUCUCAAAAUUCUAGCCUGCUUCAGUUGCAAAACAAAGAUGAUUUGAGUUUUACGAACCAAACUAUAUUCCUUUUCUGGAUUGGACUGUCUUACAAUAAAGAACAUGGUGCCUGGUUGUGGGAGGAUGGCUCUGCUCUCUCCCCAGAUCUAUUUUCAUUCUCUCAAACCGUAAAUACACGGAAAUGCUUAUUGUAUGGCAGCACUGGUGUUCGUGGCGAAGCCUGUGAAAGAAAAAGCCAUUAUAUCUGUAAGAAACAGCUUAUAGCAGCUUAUUUAGGUGUUUCUUAGGGCAGAACGGGUGCCCA
This is a messenger RNA of Hipposideros armiger (great roundleaf bat), 758 nucleotides long. RefSeq names its product natural killer cells antigen CD94-like. NCBI's taxonomy places the organism in Eukaryota, Metazoa, Chordata, Mammalia, Chiroptera, Hipposideridae. Gene Ontology annotation, biological process: positive regulation of natural killer cell mediated cytotoxicity; stimulatory C-type lectin receptor signaling pathway. The transcript has 6 exons. The record is from RefSeq and is a predicted model, not a curated record. Bases 184 to 741 code for a protein of 185 amino acids.